AGAACCGCGCAGCGGAACCUCAGCGGAAUGGCCUCCCCGGCGCUGGCGCGUCCGGGCGCGCAGGAGAACGGCGCGGUCCCCGGCAGCGCAGAGAGCCUGACCCCGUCCGCCGUCAACCGCAUCAUGAUGGAGUUCCUGAUCUACCUCGGCCGGGUCCUGGUGGUCAUCUACCCGGUGUACCUGAGCGGCUACCUGGGCAUCAGCAUCAGCUGGAUCCUGCUCUGCUUGCUCAUGUUCACCUGGUGGCAGAAGAACCGCCAGUGGAAGGACGGCCGGAUCGGGUCUGCUAUUGAUUUGGUGGAAAACGAGACACUUACCAUCAGCAGCGAGCUGAAGACGUCCUUACAGAUGGCUUCCUGGGUGCAUUUCGAAGAAGUGGAGAAGGUCAACUGGGUGAACAAGGUGCUGGAGCAGGCGUGGCCCUUCGUUGGGAUGUACAUAGACAAACUUCUGAGAGAAAACAUCCAGCAGACGGUCAGGAUGUCCAACGCUGCGCUCAAAGGGUUCCAGUUUACCAAGAUCCACUUGGGACACAAAGCUCCCAGGAUCAUGUGGAUGAGAGCAUACACCCACGAAGUGGACCAGAGGGAGGUGGUUCUGGACAUGAACAUACUUUAUGACAGCGACGUGGACAUCGAUGCAGAUGUGAAUGCAGCCAUCAAAGUUGGAGUCAAAGGGUUGAAGUUCGAAGGGAUGCUCAGAGUCAUAUUGGAGCCCCUGAUUGGUCAGUCACCGCUGGUGGGAGGAGUCACUUUGUUUUUCAUUCGCCGCCCCACUCUGGAUAUCAACUGGACCGGCAUGACCAAUUUGUUGGACAGUCCUGCCUUUAGCUCCCUGUCUGAGGACACCAUCAUGGACAUCAUUGCCUCCAUGAUGGUCCUGCCGAACCGCAUGUGCAUUCCCCUUAUUGACCAAGUCAAAGUGGAUCAGAUGAGGUUUCCUCUGCCUCGGGGUGUGGUCAGGGUCCACGUCCUGGAGGCCAGAGACCUAGUGGCCAAGGACACCUUCAUGAUGGGCUUAGUGAAAGGCAAGUCGGACCCUUACACCACGCUCAGAGUCGGCAACCGACAUUUCAAAACCAAGACCGUCAAAGAAAAUCUGCACCCGAAAUGGAAUGAAGUUUACGAGUUUGUUGUUCACGAGGCACCUGGACAGGAGCUGGAGGUGGAGGUGUUUGAUGAGGACAGAGAUAAAGAUGAUUUUCUUGGAAAAUAUAACCUGGAUUUAGGAGAAGUGAAAAGGGAGAAGGAAAUGGAUCAGUGGUUUGCUCUGACAGAAACUCCUCAUGGGGAGAUCCAUCUGAAGCUGCAGUGGCUCGCGCUGAGCGCUGACUCCUCUCAGCUGAAGGAGUCCAACGCCGGCCUGUCCUGCGCGAUGCUCUCGGUGUAUCUGGACAACGCCUCCAACCUUCCUAAAGACCAAAGCGAGUUGAUGUCAAAUCACAAACAUGGAAAACAUGGCAAAGAGGCACGGCUCACAAAGAGAAGUGCGGGUCCCAGCUCCUAUGUGGAGUUAUCCGUUGAUAAGGAUGUUCAGAAGAGCAAGGUUGCCUUUUUGAGUAAAGACCCAGCCUGGGAGCAGGGCUUCACCUUCUUCGUGCAGAACGUCAAAACUCAGCAGCUCACAGUCCAGGUCAAAGAGCAUGAGAAGAAGACUGUGCUCGGUCUUCUCACCCUGCCUCUCGACCGCCUCUUCCAAAUCGGUUCGAUGACCCUGGACCAGCGCUUCGCCCUGGAGCGCUCUGGAGCCAACAGCCAGAUCAAGCUGAAGGCCACGCUGAGGAUUCUUACUGAGGAACCGCCACCGCCCAAAGUCCUCUCCAGCCUUCCUCCGACCGGAAAACAAACGCCGGCGUCCUCUGCUGCCUCCGUUCCCUCCAGCAGUGCUCCUGCCGCCUCCUCUCAGGCUGCGCCGGCUGUUCCGCUGGAGGCACCAAACGGCACGCCCUCGGCUCGGCAACGUCGCAACUCCCUGCUGGCUCCUGAAACCAGUAAGUCCUCGAAGGCAAACAUGCGUCGGUACGACUCCCACAGCCUGCUGUCGGACAACUCCAUCGCCUCGUCACGGUUCGACCUCACAGACGGAGCCUCCUAUCCGGAGGCUAUUAGGAACCAUCAAGGCUCGUUUGGAGAGAUCCACAUGAGUUUCCGCUAUGCCUCCAUGAGGAACAAACUUAUCGUCAUUGUUCAUUCGUGCAGAGACCUGUUCCCCUGCAGCGAGGACGGCACAGACUCCUACGUCCGCAUGUAUCUGCUCCCAGACCACUCUUGGAGACACCGCAAAAAGACGCACGUCAAGAAAAAGACACUCUGUCCAGUCUUUGAGGAAAAGUUUGAGUUUGAUGUGUCGCUCGAAGAAGCUAAGACCAGGAAGUUGGACGUGUCUGUUAAAAAUAACAAGAUGUUCCACAAGAGGGAGAGAAAGGACAUCGGCAUGGUGAUGUUGGAGCUGUCACAGAUGGAUUUAGUCAAAGGCGUCUCAGAUUGGUAUGAACUUACGUUACCUGGAAUACUGAGAUCCAGCAGACGAGGGCGGUAGUGAAACAGCUGCAGGGAAAGUGAACAGACGCUGUGGAAGAGCUGGAUCUUCCAGGAUCUGGGGAUGGGGGGGGGGCUCACCUCCAAGAAGCCCGACAGCGACACCUUCCCAGUAAUAUUCCAGAUCACGGCACCUUCUGAAGCUCUUGUUUGGAAACUGUGUCGAGCUCACCUGUUCUCCAGGUGUUGCAGCUCCAGGCAGUUGUGUCCAUGUUUUGUUUUGGUAAUAUGAACCAAGUGGGCUGUAAUCUCACGUCUAUUUGUAACGUUUUUUGUUAUUUUUAUAGAAAAAAUAUAAACAAUAAUAUAAUUUGAGAAAUGUUCAUUCCGUAAAAGUAAAAAAAAGAAAUUGUUUUAGUUCACCUGAGCUGCCUGUGUGUUGGAUAUGAGAAGCAGGUUAGAAAAAGCAAAGGUUUAUCGCAGCACAAUCAGGCGAACCCUCACCAACUGAUGAAGGCUUCCAAACUUUAUUGCUUUCCGUUCUUGUUACUGGUUUAAAAGUUGUGCGUGCAGCUGGGUCGCCCCGCUGAAGCUCUGAGCUCGCCGGAGGGAAAACCAUCCCAGCAAAUCAUAUGAAGGGCUGUGCCAAGGGAAGGGAAACUGCUUUUAACGCUUAAGGGAGUGGAAAGUACAUGUUUUAAACCAUUUAUUGUUCUUCAUAUUUGUGCUGAAAAGCACAUUUCUUGUUAAAUCAUUGCUUUCAUCUCAGUGUUUGACUUUAACCGGGUUUUACAUUAUACAUUUGUUAAGAGGAAAGGGCACAUUUAAUAAGUAUGGUCACUAAAAAGUCAAUGAUAAUAAUGCAAUAAAUGAUUUUUAGGAGACCACCAAUCAAUUUAUGCACUAAUUUUGUUGUCUAUUUGAUGUUCAUAUGUUACAAAGAGUUGUUUCCAAGUUUAUUUGUGAGGUAAAACAUUUUUUCUCGGAUAUUUAUUAAGAAUAAACAACUUCAAACUGA
Molecule: messenger RNA, 3495 nt
Organism: Fundulus heteroclitus (mummichog)
Lineage: Eukaryota; Metazoa; Chordata; Actinopteri; Cyprinodontiformes; Fundulidae
Gene: esyt3
Product: extended synaptotagmin-like protein 3
Exons: 23
Coding region: 28-2538 (836 amino acids)
Biological process (GO): lipid transport
Molecular function (GO): lipid binding
Source: RefSeq, a predicted model, not a curated record